AUGCAACUUGAUGUGAAAUCUCGAUGGAGUUCUACACAUUACAUGUUGGAAUCAUUCAUUGAAUUUCGUCCUAUAAUAGAUAUUUUGUUUAAAAAUGUACGCAAACUUAGUCUAUCAAAAAAACAGACAAAUAAUUUAUUAGCAUUACAAAUAUCUAAUACUUCUUGGGAUUUACUUGAACAACUAAAAAAAGUUUUAGAACCAUUUCGUAAUGCAGUAAAACUCAUCAGUGGAUCUCAGUAUCCAACAGUCGGACUGACUUUAUUUGUUUUACGUAAACUUCAGCAAAAUUUCUUGGAAAUCAUUCAACCUGAUGAUGAUGAUAUAAUUUUGAAAAUAAAAGAACUUCUUUAUGAAAAAUUUAUAUAUUAUACAAGUGCAAAUGAAUAUGGUGAAGGUUUCAAAACAUUACUCACAUGUGCAUAUUUUGAUCCUUAUGGUUUGUCUGUAUUGACACCAAGAGAAGUUGGAUCGAUCGAACGUUUUUUGAAGAAUUCACCUCGUCAAUUAAUUGGUCAACAACAACAAUUUGAAAAAGUACCAUUAAAUAAAAAAAUGUCAACAUUAGAUAAAUUUCUAGAUUCAAUUGAUAGUAAUAGUAAAGAUAAUCAUGCAGAUUAUUCAAGAAGCACGCCAUUGUCGUUGGAUAUAACAAAUGAAAUGAAGAAGUACAAACGAUUGGCGUCAAACUUUAUGGCUAAUGCUGAUGCUGAAUCAGAUAAAUCUGUUUUAUUAUUCUGGAAAAAAAUUGGCAAAGCAUACCAAAUUUAUCUGUUCUUGUAAGAAAGUAUCUUGCAAGUCCAGCUACAAGUGUUUCUUCAGAAUGUGCAUUUAGUAAGAGCGCAUAUUAUAGUAGAAAAGAACGUUCGAGUUUACUCAGUGAUAAACUUUCUCAAUCAGUAUUUCUCAAGGAUAAAUUAUUUCCAGAAGUUUAGCAAAGCUAGUCUAUGUGAAUUUAAUAAAAGAAAAAAAAAUGAUUUACCAUAUAUGACAUUUUUUUGUGAUUUUUAUUGUUUUUUCAUCUUUCUCGACUUUUUUAUGACUUUUUUAUUUUUUUUUGAUGAUACUUGUUUUUUUCUUCGCGAUCUUGAAGAAGUAUAUCUUAAACAUUAAAGACAACGUACCAUUUAAACAAGAUGAUGAUUCACAUAUACUACUUUUAUUUGAACAAACUUUUUGAAAGAUAUUGUGCAACUUUUCAAGAGAUAGAAAAGUAGGUUUUUCUUUUAUCUAGGAGAAAUAUUGAUAUCAUGAUGGCAUAAGUCUGAAGCAUUUAUCAUUGAUGCUAUGUUACUUAUGCAGACUGUUUCUAUAAAAAGCGCAGCGAGAGAAUUCUAUUCAUAUUAAAAGAACUUAAAAAUAAACUGGAUAUAACAUUGAUUUGAUCAAAGUUUUAAUUAC
Rotaria sp. Silwood2 is the source of this 1401-nucleotide messenger RNA. The record is from the annotation of a GenBank genome assembly. NCBI's taxonomy places the organism in Eukaryota, Metazoa, Rotifera, Eurotatoria, Philodinida, Philodinidae.